Molecule: messenger RNA, 1774 nt
Organism: Drosophila eugracilis
Lineage: Eukaryota; Metazoa; Arthropoda; Insecta; Diptera; Drosophilidae
Product: signaling mucin HKR1
Exons: 2
Coding region: 182-1192 (336 amino acids)
Biological process (GO): positive regulation of transcription by RNA polymerase II
Cellular component (GO): RNA polymerase II transcription regulator complex
Molecular function (GO): transcription coactivator activity
Source: RefSeq, a predicted model, not a curated record
GCUAUUUUGUGUGUGCGUCUUUCGGGGAUUUGGAAGAUUUGUACUCACCUGCACACCCAUUGUUUGGGUGUCUUAGAUCUCCUAUAAAAGUGUUGGCUCACGGCUGCUGAGGCAUCAGUUCCACUUGCCCCAACGCUGGAACAGCAGCUAGAAAAGCUAACUAACCAAGACUCCAAUUAAGAUGCGUUCCUUUGCAAUUGUGAUUUGUGCCUUGGCCUUCGUCGGCCUGGUCACCCCGUUAAGCAACUCCUAUCUGCCACCGAAAGUGGGUGCCCAGAGUGGAUAUAGUGCAGCGGCCUCUAGUUCCUCAGGAUCUUAUGCAGCUCCUGCAGCUACCUAUGCCCGAAAGGCUCACUCCGUGGCUGCUCCUUCCAGGCAGUACCUGGCUCCGGCUGCUUCUACAUCCCACAGUAGCUACAGCUCUGGAGGUUCAUCGUACUCGGCUCCAGCUGUGUCCCAUGUAUCAUACUCUGCUCCAGCUGCUUCCCAUGGAUCUUACUCGGCUCCAGCGGUAUCCCAUGUAUCAUACUCCGCUCCAGCUGUGUCCCACAGCUCAUCGUACUCUGCCCCAGCCGUAUCUCGUGGAUCGUACUCCUCGGCCUCCCAUACCAGCUACUCUGCUCCGGUGGCCGCUCCUUCCAGAAAGUACAUAGCUCCAGCUGCUGUAUCCCAUAGCAGUUACUCCGCUCCAGCAGUUUCCCACAAGAGCUAUGCCGCUCCAGCCGUGUCCCAUGGAUCUUACUCCUCUGGCAGUGCUUCUCAUGGCUCCUAUUCCGCACCAGCUGCUUCGUAUAGCUCCUACUCCGCCCCAGCUGCCACCCACACGAGCUACUCCGCCCCCGUGGCUGCUCCUUCCAGGCAAUAUCUGGCUCCAGCUGCAUCGCAGUCCACUUAUAGCUCGGUCGGAUCAUCCUAUUCCGCUCCAGCAGUAUCCCAUGGAUCUUAUGCUGCUCCAGCUGUUGCUAGGAAGACCUAUGCUGCCCCAGCUGUCUCGCAUGUGAGUUACUCGGGAUCUAGCCAAGGAUCUGGCUAUGCUGGCAGUCAGGGAUCCAGCCAUGGAUUUGGAGCUGGCUCACUGCAAGGCUCUGGACGAUCAGGCCAUGGAUCUGGCUUUGGUUCCAGCUUCGCAUUUGGACAUAAGUCGGGUUCAUAUGCUUCCAAUGGAGGCUACGAGUACCGCCUGAAGCACUAGGAAAGGAUCUCUUCGAAACAACGCAUAACGAACUAUAUUGCGCUCCAUUUUUUUUUUCAAUCGAAAUAAAUCGCAGCUACUGAUUUUACUAAAAAAAGAAUAUUGGUUAUGGAUUUAAAUUCAUUAAUUUCUUUCAUCUAACAACAACUAUUUGUGAUUUAUUAAUAGGUUUUGAUCAAAUACUUUUAUGGAUCUUUAAUAGCCAAAUCCGUCAUAUCGUUUAAGGAAUUACAUAAACCUUAUUAACUACUUUAAAAGAUAUUAGAAAUGCCUAAACCAAUAUAUUCUUUGAGCAAUCUGUAAAUCGAAUAAUCAAUCUAAAAUUGGUAAUAGAUUAAUGAGCAGUAUACUACGGUCUUUUCGACAUCCGUAAAAUAUAGAGCAACAUUCGAUCUUGAUCUACCUUAAGUUCUUUAGAAAUUUAAAAGUUUCAAAACAUUGAAUGCCUAUAGAAGGGCUGAUCCGGAAAAGUCUUUUAUGAUCUGUAGAUCAUAGCUGCGUAAAAUUUAUGUUAUAACGAGAUAUAUGAAAUACCCCUUUAUAGCCUUGUUUCACCCAAAAUAAAUACACUAAAAUGUAUGU